Messenger RNA from Fusarium pseudograminearum CS3096, 636 nucleotides. RefSeq lists its product as uncharacterized. Lineage: Eukaryota; Fungi; Ascomycota; Sordariomycetes; Hypocreales; Nectriaceae. The record is from RefSeq and is a predicted model, not a curated record. The coding region runs from base 1 to 636 and encodes 211 amino acids. The transcript has a single exon.
AUGCGCAACAACUGGCUCAAGCGUAUCAGGGAUAAGAGUAAGAUCAAGGUUAGCAACCCCAAGGAAGUUGUGGAUGAGGCCAUUCCCUCUACCGACGAGUUGAUUACGGUUGCUGUUGGUACGUUUGCCAAUAUGAGAAUCGGCACCUCGGAUGCCGACCCAGCCGAUAUUGUCACCUCGUUCAGUAUGCCGAUCUUCAUGAUGCAAGAUGCUUCGGAGAGUAUCAAAGAGAUGAAGAAGAUCGGUGAAGAUAUGAAGGAGACACAUACGCAAAACCUGAUUAUCAAUAUCCUAAGCAUUGUCUUUGCUGUUAUUCCGUUUGCUGGCUGGGCUGUAACAGCGCUUGGGGGAGCUUCUCGCAUCGCUACUGCUGCACUCAUAGUUGGUGAAGGCAGCAACUUAGCCAUCAGUAUUGUCGAGAUUGUUGACAACCCCGAGUCUGCUCCCUUUGCUAUCCUAGGUAUGCUGAUUGGCGCAGCCGGUCUGAGGGGCAGCAUGUCGCCAGCCAAGGCCUUUAAGCAAGCUGCUGACGCCAGGAGAGCUUUGAGUGGGAACGAUAUGAUGGCCUAUUCACAACAGUUCCGUGAUAAGGACAGGCUAGUGCAGAAUAUCAUCAAGUCCUGCAACUUCAGUUAA